CACCAAGCAAAUCGGAAAGAAAAAAUCAAAGCGCCGAUUAAGAACUUCAUUCCUAAAUCUUGAAACCUUACUCUCGUUUUAACCUGAGAAAUGUGUGGAGGAGCCAUAAUUUCCGAGUACAUAUCGCCGGCGAGGUCAGGCAGAUUGACCGCCGACGAUCUCUGGUCCGAUCGGAGGAAGACCGCAAAAUCCGGGAAGCCGUGGAGGCGGAACGAUGUCGUUGACUUGACUUUCGAGGAUUUCGAUGAGUACGAGUCCGAUGAGGAAGACGACCUGGGCGGAUUCUCCGGCGUCAAGUCGUUCGCCUUCUCAGCGUCUAGCAAAUCGACUGUGUCUGGGAACAAACAGAAGGACAACAAAAUAACAGACGCGAUGAUGAAGAAGAGUCGGUACAGAGGAAUCCGUCGACGCCCAUGGGGGAGAUGGGCAGCUGAGAUCCGUGACCCGACGAAAGGAGUACGAGUUUGGCUCGGAACUUUCAACACAGCCGAAGAUGCUGCAAGAGCUUAUGACUCGGAGGCUAAGAGAAUCCGAGGCCCUAAAGCCAAGUUGAACUUCCCAGACACGUCUUUUACGUCCUCAAGAAAGCGUAAGGUCGCACCAAGAAUAGCUAAACCGGUCAACACGGAGCAACAAAACUCGAGCCUAGAUCACUGCAACGUAGCAGAGAAGCCUCGCGUUAAUAACCAUCAUCUUGGUUCUGACAAGAACUCGCUUCAGCAGACCGACGGCAGUGACUCGUUCGACUGUUUGGAUCUCUUGUGGGAGGAAAAGAACGUGGAGACGAUUGAGAUCCCGUCGUUUGACACAGAGUGGUUCGAAGAUGUUACCAACCCGACGAAGAAGCUGAAGGCUGAUGAUUCGGAAUCGAACGGCAAAUUCUCUACGCUUUCGGAGGAGCUUCUGGCUUUCGAGAAAGAGACUGACUGUUUCUUUCAGAUGCCGUAUGGAGUGGGUAACUGUGACUCAUCGUUUCUGAACAAUCUUCUCGACGGAGACAACGCCAUGGAUCUCUGGAACUUUGAGGAGGGAGUGUUCUGAGGUUGUCUGCACUCAGAAGCUCUUUGUGCAUAUGACAAUGGGAGAGUGUUGUCUUGUUUUGUUCCUGAUUUGUAUAUUGCUUUGAGAUUGUUCUUUAUCCUUUUUUGUUGUACCAUAAAAUCCGUGAAGUCGAUGUUUUUUUUUCUCAAA
Molecule: messenger RNA, 1191 nt
Organism: Tarenaya hassleriana
Lineage: Eukaryota; Viridiplantae; Streptophyta; Magnoliopsida; Brassicales; Cleomaceae
Product: ethylene-responsive transcription factor ERF073
Exons: 2
Coding region: 91-1041 (316 amino acids)
Biological process (GO): regulation of DNA-templated transcription; ethylene-activated signaling pathway
Molecular function (GO): DNA binding; DNA-binding transcription factor activity
Source: RefSeq, a predicted model, not a curated record